AUUUAAAAGGGCGAGUGGACUGUUAUCGUACAUGCUAAAUACAAGCAUUCCUUUUCACUGUUCUUUAAUUUGGCUGAGUCACAAGCCUUGCCCGUUUGUAACAAUGGAUGCAUCCCUGUCAAGGCUAUAUGCACGUGCCCUGGACACGCCUUCAGGCAAAUGUUUUUGCCUGGUUCGUUGGGGCCCUGACGUGGAUGAGUUUGGUUUCGAUGUUACACUCCUACACGCUCGCAGCAUGAGGACCUUUGUUGGCAAGGGACUCAGGGCUCCUACCCGCUGGAUUAAACCGGAUUUGUGGAUUCCGCUUGCCCAGCGGGCUCUUGCUUGCGAAGGACAACCAGCUGAUGUCAACUUCCAGUUCAACCCGGAUACUGGGGCGCUCUACUGGACCUGGUCGCCCCAGGCUGUUGGCAUGGACACGGCCGCGCAGCAGAGCCUGUCCCUCACCCCGCUGCCCCCGCCGGGGGAGGGGCAGGGCCAGGGAGGGCCGCUGGAGGAGAUGCUGGGCACCGUGUGGGAGUCGUGCUACCGGCUGAUGGUGUGUUGUCGCCAGCUGGACUCCCAGCUGGCGGCGCAGUCGGGUGCGCUGGCGGGCUGCCGGCGGGAGCUGCAGGCGGCCGCGGAGGAACACAAGGGGGCGCUGAGGGAGCUGCAUGUUAAGUUCGCUCUGGUUCUUGACGCCAAGAAGGAGCGGCUGGUGGCGCAGCACACUCGCAUACAGCAGCUGGAGCAGCAGCUGCGGGCGGCACAGCAGGAGCUGGCGGAGGCGGAGGCUCUGCAAACGGAGGGGGAAGAGGAGGCGGAGGAAGGGGAGCAGCAGGGGCAGGGACAGGCGGAGGCGGAACAGCAGCGGCGGCAGCGGCAAGGGCAGGGCCUCCUCGCGGGACUGGGACCGACCACUGCCACCACCGCCACCACCACCGCCCAACCCGCUGCUCCGCUGCCGAGGACAGCCGCACAGGCAGCAGCAGCAGCAGCAGGGCAGGAGGAGGCGGUGGUGGCAGGUGGUCCGCGCCCCGCACCCGGGCUGCCCCCACCUGCCGCACCGGCCCCCGCAGACCCCAUGCAGGUGGACGGGGGGGAGCAGCGCGGGGGCGGGGGCGGGGGCCACCCCUUCCAGCCGGGG
Molecule: messenger RNA, 1126 nt
Organism: Astrephomene gubernaculifera
Lineage: Eukaryota; Viridiplantae; Chlorophyta; Chlorophyceae; Chlamydomonadales; Astrephomenaceae
Source: the annotation of a GenBank genome assembly